AUGAGGCCCAGUGGUGCAGCCGCCGUGUCCGUGGGGCUGUGGGUCUUGGUGACAGUGAACGUGGUGGCGGACCCCGCUGUGACUGGACCCAGGCGCUGCUCCCUCUCUCACUACCGCUGGUUGGACCCCAGGGCGCUGGAGGCGGUCAGGGCGCUGAGGGACCACUACGAGGAAGAGACGCUGAGCUGGAGGCCGCGGAACUGCUCCUUCCGCCCACGGAGGGGUCCCCCGCUGCCCUGGUCGUGCGCAGGGCUCCGCCUGGUGGCCCGGGGCCUCUCGGACGCCCAGGCCGUGCUGAGCAGACUGCCCAGCCCCGAGCUGUUUCCCGGCGUCGCCCCAACCCUGGAGCUGCUGGCGUCCGCGACGAGGGACGUGGUGGCCUGCCUCGAGCUGGCGCGGCCCGGCUCCUCGAGGAAGGCCCUGCGGGCACCCAGGAGGCGCCCCCACAGGCGGAGAGCUGACUCGCCUGGGUGCCAUGAAGCCACCAUCAUCUUCAACCUCGUGCGCCUGCUCACGUGGGACCUGAAGCUGGCGGCGCGCUCGGGGCCUUGCCUCUGA
Messenger RNA from Eptesicus fuscus (big brown bat), 558 nucleotides. Its product is annotated as interferon lambda-4. The record is from RefSeq and is a predicted model, not a curated record. Gene Ontology annotation, molecular function: cytokine activity. Bases 1 to 558 code for a protein of 185 amino acids. The transcript has 5 exons. Gene Ontology annotation, biological process: positive regulation of immune response; innate immune response; defense response to virus. Lineage: Eukaryota; Metazoa; Chordata; Mammalia; Chiroptera; Vespertilionidae.